AUGGAUACCGUGGCUCAGUUGCGAAGCCAGUGGUUUGACUACACCCAUUAUCUGCGACGAGAGAGAUUCUUGGAUGAUCAGUUUGCACAGCUGAAGAAGCUUCAGGAUGCAAGCAGCCCGGACUUUGUGUUUGAGGUUGUUUCUCUGUUCUUUCAAAAUUCUGAGAAGGUUAUUAACAUUAUGGCCGAGGCUCUAGAGCAGAAUGUUGUAGACUUCAAUCAAGUAGUUAUCUAUGUCCAUCGAUUGAAGGGUAGCAGUGCCUGGUGUUUGGGGUGUUUGCAACAAGCACGACAAGAAUGCUUGGAAUUAAAGAACAAGCUUGAAAACUUGUUUAGGUUGGAGCGACAAAUCGUGGCUGCCGGUGGAUUAGUUCCUGUGAUGGAAUGA
Molecule: messenger RNA, 387 nt
Organism: Fragaria vesca subsp. vesca
Lineage: Eukaryota; Viridiplantae; Streptophyta; Magnoliopsida; Rosales; Rosaceae
Product: histidine-containing phosphotransfer protein 2-like
Exons: 5
Coding region: 1-387 (128 amino acids)
Biological process (GO): phosphorylation; cytokinin-activated signaling pathway; phosphorelay signal transduction system
Cellular component (GO): nucleus; cytoplasm
Molecular function (GO): protein histidine kinase binding; histidine phosphotransfer kinase activity
Source: RefSeq, a predicted model, not a curated record